Messenger RNA from Caenorhabditis elegans, 3122 nucleotides. RefSeq names its product Polycomb protein mes-3 (gene mes-3). Bases 6 to 2270 code for a protein of 754 amino acids. The record is from RefSeq and is marked reviewed. The transcript is spliced from 15 exons. NCBI's taxonomy places the organism in Eukaryota, Metazoa, Nematoda, Chromadorea, Rhabditida, Rhabditidae. Gene Ontology annotation, cellular component: nucleus.
AGGGUAUGACUCCGGCGACGGCAGAGGUGAAAGUUGGAGGGAGAAAACGGAAGAAUGAUGAGCCGGUUUUUAUCAAGACAAAACAAUCGAGGUCAGCUCGUCGAGAAGAAGAAAAAGAAAAUCUUUUGAACAAAUCUCUUCCGUCAACUCCAACUUCAUCAGAGGCCGGAAGUUCUCGGGAAUCUUCAAAUCCAGUCACAAGCUCCAGUAGACGAAAGAAUCCACCUACCAAAUUAGAAAAUAUUCAAAAAACGUUGCCGACUUGCAGUGACGGACUUGAAAUUCGCAAUUAUGUGAAAAAAUAUGGAUUGCCGGAAGAUAACAAGUUUCUCGUUCGUAAUGUCUUCGACAAACAAUUAUUAUUUGGAAAGAAAUAUGUGUGUAGAAGGCGUGUGAUUAAAAGCAUCGAUGAAUUUUUCCCGCGACUAAAGACCGAUGCGCACAGAGAAAAUGGUUUAUAUAAUUUCUGUACUCUACAAUUCAUGAAAAUAUCCUCCUGGGGAAGUUCGAUGGAUGAGAAGAUUUAUGUUACUUCUGCUGCAAUUGUUCAAAGCUACGUGAUAAUUGUCGACGAUAAUGAUUCAGUCACCUGCAUUGAAAAUGGAAUCUCAGUUAUUCCAAUGGCGAAUAGAACGUUACCAUCUAUCUCCUAUAACAGUUCAAAUGUAAAAAAUAUCACUUUGACGGGCCCUGAACUGAAAAAGGCAAAAAACGUAUAUCUCGCAGUGAUUGUGAAACGAAAAACACCAAAACUUGGAGAAAAUCGAGUUGGGACAAGAGGAAAAUCAACUCGAGCAUCAUUCGAAACGGCUGCUUCCUCAGAAAACUUUCAGCAACUUGUUCGUUUUGGGUGCACUUUGAUGUAUGAUAAGGAUGCUGAAAUUAACUGCCUAAAUGACGGAGUUCAACGUAUUAUCUUACUUGAUCGAGAAGAAAAGCCAGCGUAUUUGAAAAUUUUCGGGAAGGCCGAUGAACCGGAACUCGAGAAUGCUUGGAUGAAUAAUGUUAAGCAUUUGGAGUUUAUAAGCGAUACAAAUUAUAACAAAGAGGAUUCUCAUCUCGCUCGUCUAAUCUUCUCUUCAAAUACUCAUAAUUAUUUCGAUAGACCGGACAUUUCAAAAUUCUCUCCAUGGCAGCCGCGAUCCAGAAGGACGACACUAAAAUCUGGAAUCUCCGUCGAGCCAGGAACGAGUUGCGAUGAGGAUUGUGGAUCGCAAUAUGAAGAUACAAUCACUCUCAAGCAGUUACUCCUUGGAACGAAAAAGCUAUGCGGAAGACGUAAGAGACAUUUGACCCGACUCACUUCAAGAUGGCCGUGUUUUUCAGUCGAUCCGACGAAGAUCAAUUCAUAUUUCAAUGAAACUGGUGUCACUUUGCUGGAAAAUUCGUGUUCCUACCGUCCUGGAACUCAACGAAGCAUUCCAAUAAAACCUACCCGAGUGAUCAGAGUUAGAGAAGAAACUCCAGUUUCCGUUCCAAUUGAGGUUAUUACGAUUGAAGAUGAUUCAGAUGAUUCACCAUGUUUUUCUGCGAGAAAUCGAGCACCAGGUGGAACACGGAAAUAUGGAUUAGAUUUUAUACAAUCUUCGGGUCAUAUGCCAUAUAUUCGUUAUGUUUAUAUGAACAGAGCAAAUGACUUAGUGCCCCAGCUGAAUGGCGAAGAAAAUGGAAAAAUCGAAGGUCUUAUGGAAGCAUAUCCGAUGAAUAAUGCUCACAUGUAUUCAGAUAUUGAGUUCCUGAGAAAAGAAAAAUUGAAUCUUCCGAAGAAUGCUCAAAAAUAUGGCGAAAUGACAAUUCUUGACUAUCCACUAACGAAGACGGAAACGGACGAAUAUAAUAAAAAGAUGUCUGUGAUGAAUGUCAAAGAUUUUGCGGUUAAACCCAGAAAACCUAUUCCAACAGUCGGAAAUACCACUUUAAGUUUGGAUUUGGAAGGAUGUCCUAUAUCGACAUUUUCAGAAAUAUUCUUCCCAAGUGGAAAAACUGAACUAUUCAAUAUUCUAUGCAGACAUUUCUACUCUGAAGCUGGACAACGCCCUGGAUGCUUCUCAGCACAAUGGAAAUCUAGAGUUUUGACUGGCUUCAUCAACAAAUACCAUCAGUACAUUUUCGACAUGAAAUUGAAUUCUUUAUUCGAGAAACAAAUAAAUCUCAUCGCUAUGGUCAGCCCUGACUGGAAAUUAGAAGAUUUUGAAUUGCCCAUGGUUCGAUAUAAGCAAUUGAAAAAAGAAUGGAAAAAUCGCCAACGAGAUAUACCAUCUUCUAAUUAGAUUAUCCCCUUUUUUCCUUGUAUCUUUUUCUUUUUGGAAAUCCUGUGUUUAAUCUCUUUUCCAUUUAUCAAUCAACUAUACCAAAUCGUGGUGGGUGGCAAUUCUACUAAAUGACAUUAAAAAUUAGUCUGAAAACAUAGAAAAUAAUUUGAUUCUUCUGCAAAUAACAUUUGUUUCAGUUGAAACACUUGAAAAAAUGAUUAAAAAUUACCUGGAAGUUGGAAAUUGUCGAAUUUUGCUAUUCGGCAAUUGGAAACUUUCAGACUAUUUUUGUGCAAUUUUCAAAUCUUUCAGCUGAAAUAAAUGUUAUUUUCAUAUUUUUAAAUAAAUUAAUUUUCUAUUUUGAGACUAAUUUUUAAUGAACAAUAUUGGCCAAUUUAUGGAAUUGCCAAAAGUAAUUUCCACCCACCGCUGAUCCCAAAAAUACUACAAUUUUUAGCACCUUUUGACCCAAAGAACGUCGUACUUCAAUGAUCUUCCAGAUUACACGAGUCAUCACUAAGUUUUUCUUCAUUUCUUUUUCUUUCAUUUAAGUUUUUUUCUAUCCAUUUUAUAAGUUCUUUCCUUGAUUGUUCUCUGCUCUACAACUCUUCUUUCUACUCACACUCCAUGGAUGUUGUGAAGCUUCUGUUAUUUUGGAAAUUUUAUAAUUUUACACAACUAUUUGUACUAUCCACUUUCAAGUUUUAAUAUUAUCAUUUUAUCUCUCUGUUUUUUUAAUCAAUAUUUUGACAAAAAAUUUCAUUUGCCAAAAUUUUUUGUAACAAUCAACUAUAUCAUUAAUGCCACACCUAUAAAAUGCUUAAACAUAUGUCCGGAUUUAUUGGGAAGUUAAGAAAUAAUUGUCGUAUG